Molecule: messenger RNA, 802 nt
Organism: Ectocarpus siliculosus
Lineage: Eukaryota; Phaeophyceae; Ectocarpales; Ectocarpaceae
Source: the annotation of a GenBank genome assembly
AUGAGCCGGCCGGGCGGAAGAAACAGGUCGUACACGUUCAAGUUGCAGGUCAGGUCGGUGGAGAGAGAGAAGGACGUGUAAUGCACUAUUGGCUGGGUGUGCUGGUGGUCCUGGAGCACGAGAAAGCUAUGGGGCGCCGUGAAUCAUCACAACCUCCCCUUCUUGGUACAAUCCACGAUGACCCCUAGUUUCAGGCGCGUCCGGCGCGCGCAUGCGCCCAAUCACGUGCAGGCACGUCUUGCUGCCCAAUCACGUUCACACAUCUCGGAGACGAAGAGCACGAAGAGAAACCGCAGCGAAGUCCAGGUCCGAUCGAUCGCGGCCCGACCAACCCGCCGUCCGUUGGUCUCACGUUUCCUGGAGCCAACAGAAGGCGCCAAGAUUUACGCCGGACCUCGCCACAACAGACCCCUGUCUCUGGCGGGUGCGAUCGGAACAGGGCACGGAACUCAGCACGACCCCUGUUGUGGGAGGUUAGUCCUUUGAGAUUUUGACAUCGUUGACACGGGUGACAGGAACUACUUUUAUCUCUCGAGGGGGUUCGUGUGGAGUAAGAUGAUUCGCUGGUUUAAACUGAAACCACAUUGACAUGUGUCAAGCGUCAAGCGGGAGAGGUGGACUUUUAAUUUUGUUGUGAAGUGACGUCUCAAGGAGGAAAAAGUUCGCCAAGCUCACGCCGGUGCAGCCGGUCUCGUGUAAGGGCCCGGUCGUGGACAGAGCGCGCAAUAACGUACCCAUGGCGGGACGCGCGUAUGUAGAACACACGCGAAGAUUGCCUGCCAGGCUUUGUGCGCACAUGGCC